This is a messenger RNA of Dermacentor silvarum, 1337 nucleotides long. RefSeq names its product legumain. The coding region runs from base 1 to 1326 and encodes 441 amino acids. Lineage: Eukaryota; Metazoa; Arthropoda; Arachnida; Ixodida; Ixodidae. Gene Ontology annotation, molecular function: cysteine-type endopeptidase activity. Gene Ontology annotation, biological process: vacuolar protein processing. The record is from RefSeq and is a predicted model, not a curated record. The transcript has a single exon.
AUGCUACUUUCAAGUCCUAAUUUUCUGCCUCUGCUAAAACUUCUCUUGGCGUUGCUAAUAGGCGUAAAUAAUGCCACCUCGCUGAAACAGAGUGGAGACAACGAGCCAAAGAUAUGGGCGCUCCUCGUGGCCGGUUCGAACGGUUAUUACAACUACCGCCAUCAAGCGGAUAUCUGCCACGCGUACCAAGUGCUGCACAACCAUGGAAUUCCUGACGAGCGUAUUGUUGUCAUGAUGGAAGAUGAUAUCGCCCACAACAACAAGAACCCGACGCCGGGAAUAAUCAUCAAUCACCCGAAAGGCGAAGACGUCUACAAAGGUGUUCCGAAAGAUUACACCGGGGACCUCGUGACACCAGAUAAUUUUCUAGAUAUUCUUCAAGGCAAGAGAGUGAAAGGCGGAAGCGGUAAAGUUAUUGCUAGUGGACAUCACGACCAUAUCUUUAUCAACUUCGCGGACCACGGUGCGCCUGGGUUUCUCGCUUUCCCCAGGGGCCUGCUGUAUGCAACAAAGUUCAAUAAAGUUAUCAAGAAAAUGCACAGAGACAACAAAUUUUCGAAGAUGGUCAUCUACAUCGAAGCCUGCGAGUCUGGAUCUAUGUUUGAAGGUCAGCUACCUGAUAACGUAAAUGUCUACGCUACGACAGCAGCUAGCACUAAUGAGUCUUCGUAUGCCUGCUACUUCGACAUAAAUCGCCACACAUAUCUCGGCGACUGUUACAGCGUCAACUGGAUGGAGGACGCCGACAAGGCAGACUUGCACAGGGAAACAGUCAUUGAACAGUACGAGCUGGUCAAGAGUAGGACUACCAUGAGCCACGUCCAGCAGUAUGGCGACCAGAGUGUUGGGAAGCUGACAUUGAGCAACUUCCUUGGUUAUAAGAAGCUCAAGUCAGUCACUCACGCCAUGGUGCCUCAAAAUCCAGUCCCUAGCCGUGACGUGCCUGUACUUAUUCUUCGCCAGCAGAUGGAGAUGGCCCGCGACAGCACAACAAAAAAUUAUCUCGCUAGAAAACUGCAACAAUUGAUUCGUGACAGAAAUUUUGUUAUGGAAAAGGUUAUCGCUAUUACCAGCUUCGUGUCCCCCGGAAACUCUGAAAACGCAGCUUUACUUCUGAGGGACCGGCGUCAGCUGAGGAACACCAGCUGUUACGAACAGGUGGUGCACCAUUUCAACGAGUAUUGUUUCUCAUUCUCGCUCAACACAUAUGCUCUCACUUACGCUCACGUGUUGGUCAACAUGUGUGAGUCUGGGUACGACGCUGCCAGCAUCAGCCAAGCGAUGGACUGGACGUGCACUCACCCACAGGUAGUUGGCAUUGUUUGAUAUUAAACUGU